Alternaria atra is the source of this 480-nucleotide messenger RNA. RefSeq lists its product as uncharacterized. The record is from RefSeq and is a predicted model, not a curated record. Bases 1 to 480 code for a protein of 159 amino acids. The transcript is spliced from 3 exons. NCBI's taxonomy places the organism in Eukaryota, Fungi, Ascomycota, Dothideomycetes, Pleosporales, Pleosporaceae. Gene Ontology annotation, biological process: mitochondrial electron transport, ubiquinol to cytochrome c.
AUGGGUAUCACCGACUUCUUCACCGACGUCUGGGAGACCUUCUCCCACCCCUCGGCCGACGCCGAUGGCCAACCGCCUGUCCAAGGUGGCACUAGCACCCAGUCACCCGCUUCCGGCACCGACGAGGAGAGCGGCGAAGAGGCCGAGGUCAACAAGCAGGAUGCGAAGUCAGGCGGCGACUCUGGAGAGCAGGGACACAAGCCCACCGGUCAGAUGAAGGGCGAUGAUGAGGACGAGGAGCCUGAGGAGGAGGAGGAAGAGGAGGAGACGCCCGACCCCAAGGAACAACUUGAGAAGGAAUGCGCUGAAUCAAAGGAAUGCCACGGCCCCAAGCACCACUACGACGAGUGCGCCCAACGGGUAACAGGCCAGAUUGAGAACGACGGCAAGGCCAGCGAGGACUGCGUUGAAGAAUUUUUCCACCUUGCUCACUGCGCAUCCCAAUGCGCCGCCCCCAAGCUUUUCGCUCAGCUCAAGUAA